Molecule: messenger RNA, 10690 nt
Organism: Larimichthys crocea (large yellow croaker)
Lineage: Eukaryota; Metazoa; Chordata; Actinopteri; Sciaenidae
Gene: aff4
Product: AF4/FMR2 family, member 4
Exons: 21
Coding region: 3270-6761 (1163 amino acids)
Biological process (GO): regulation of gene expression
Cellular component (GO): nucleus; super elongation complex
Source: RefSeq, a predicted model, not a curated record
AUGUUUGUUAUUUACUUUAACACAGAUUCAUGUAGUGUAGUUUUCAAAGUAAACGCGUAGAUAUUAGUGUUGGAGAUUUGCGUUCAUAGAAAACUCUCAGCUGAGAGGUAACAGGUUCCACGACUGCCUCUCCCAGUGAAAUGUUAUUAAUUAGCUUUUAAAUGCAGAGCAGUGUCACAACACAACCCUGAUUGGUAAACCCUGCCGGCUCCCUCUGCUUGGGAUAAUGCACGCCUGCUGAGUGGAGGCAUUCCAGGCAGCGAAUCAGUUCAAAUGCUUGAAACCUGCCUGAAUGAAAGGAUAUAAGCAGUUUGGAGAACAUGUCAGUCAAGAUUUAGAGCCUUGUUUUUGAUAUGUUAAUUGGAGCUAAUCUGAAACCACAGAGAAAUAUUGAAGGUUUUUUUUUUUUUUUUUUUUUUUUAAUUCAAGCAGGAACUAAAGAAUUUUAAAUACUCAAGACUUAAUCCUAAUUUUGUCCUCACAUCAGCUAAACACUUUGACAUAAAAGGCACACAGAAAAUCAGGCUUAUUCGUUACUCAGUUAUAGUGUGAAUGAGAGGUUUCUGCCACACAAAUGUAUCUUUUCACUUGCACAAGAUCUAUUGUAUAUUAUCAUCUGUGUUUCCUGUGGAAAGAGUCACUGCAUUUUCAAUCUUUUUUUCUUUUUGUGGCAAUUACCGAUACAGUCCUUGUCCUAGCAGCAUGUGGUUUUAGCGCCACUCGUCCCCAAACAGCUGCUUAUAUGAGGCAGGUUUGCAGCAUUUGAAUGGACACUCCCUCUGGAAUGCCUGCUGUCAGCAAGUUUGCUUGAAAAGCACCAGGGGAGGUGGCACUGGCUGCCCAUCUGUACCCAUUACUGAGAACUUGUUGUUCACGUGCAUUUAGAAAAUACAGUUUGUAAACUGUGUUUUUAUGAAAAGCAGGAAACGCUUUAUGACAGGGGCACGCCUUUUCGGUUUUUAGGAACUUAAUUGACUAAACAUGAAGCUGUGUUCAUUUUCUAACAUUCAAAAUUCACACAAAAAGAUGUUAACGUUAAAAUAAGAACAAUUUCAACAACAACAAUUUCUGACCGACAUAGCUGAUAACACAUUCAAAUUCAGUGGUGUCGCAGAGCAGAUGUUACAUUUUCUACUUUGUUAUUGAUUCACCAAGCCCAGUAUAGUAGUCUGCUUCUAAUUCUAAAACUUCAUGACUUAUUUAAUUGAUGUACUAGAAAUAACUCCUAGCUGGUAUGAAUUCAAACAGAGAGGGGUAGAGAGAAGAAAAGGUCAGUUUUAGAUUCAGUGUAUUUUCUCAUUAAAGCAUGGAGAUAAUCCAGUGUAGAUGUCAGGUUUCCGUUGGCUAUGGUGCCUAAAGAUGAGCUACGCAUCUCAAAAUGUCACAAAGUGAUGGUGAACUGAGUCACAGGGAGUUUCCCCAAGUUUGGACUUUUCAUCAUUUCAAUGUCUGGACUUUCAUCAUCGUUGUCUCUUAUCUGCUAUUGUAGUGACAGCAAAUAUCCAACUUUUAUUUUGCACGUUCUCCACAGUGGAACCGAAUUACAACAGCAACGCCCGAUCUCUUUGAAUAGCACCAGUUUGGACAGGGAAAAACCUUUUUUGGUGUGAGAAAAAUGGGAGAGACCUCGGGAAGAAUAGCAGAGGGAACCCUUCUUCUAGGACUUUUACAUGAGUAACAGUACUAAACUAAGAGUGUCGAAAAACAGAAUCACAAAUCAAAUAAGUAAAAGAAAAAAAAGCUUCAAGUUUCAGCUAUAUAACUUUGGGACCUAAACCUCUUUGGUGGCUAAUAUAUCAAGUAACCAAGCAUGCUUUAGAAAGAGAUCAGAUCAACCCUGAACAUGACAGGAAACAUGUACAGAGAUAACAGAAGUGAAAUGGCAUGAGGUUGUCACUUAAAUUUAAAAAAAAAAAAAAAAAAAAAAAAAAAAAACCCUUGCGACAUCUGAUGAUAACACAUUUGUCAGCAUGUGUCAUCAUACGCGGCUGACGAAAACAUAUCCCGUUGGUAACAACCUGUGUGCCCGGAAACUGCGCGCUGUCUCUUUAACGAGCUGCAUGGCUGCUCUGCCCUGUGCUCCGGGCAGAGAGGGGAGGAGGGGGGAGGGGGGGAAGGAGGAGGAGGAGUUGAUGGAAAAGACGGGCUCUGAUUGGCCCGGGCCCCGACUGAGGGCAGUGACAUCACACGGAGGAGAGGUCCUGUGGUGUAAAAUAACAUCUCCUUUUAUGGGACGAGGUGGAGCGUUCCAUUCUCGGGAAAGAGGUGAGAGUUCUCGCUGCUCCCUCAGUGCUGUAGACGUUAAUUGGCCCGUGAGACUGUUUUUGUUAAUUAAUAAAGCUGUUUUAGAUGAGCUAAGUUAUUUCGCUAGUGUUAAUCAUGUUUUUAUGUCAUCACCUUUUAAUGUACUUCUCUUGAUUUUGAGUUUGAAGGUGGAUGAAACUGUGUUUUGCCCUCUUUUCUCGCUGUGUUUCUUGUGAUUUAAUAAGGUGUAAUUACUCAGAUGUAUUAGUGUUUUGGCAGUCAACAAAUGCCUCAUCACUAUGCCUUGUUGUCGUGUUGAGCACAAGUGUCCCCUUCAGAUAAUUCAUAAUUUAGUGCCAUUUAAAAGAUUCCUCUACUCUUUGCUGGGCAUUUUUUCCUCAUAGCUGAAGAUAAAAAUUGGCCCACAGCGUUGUUAGCAAUUAAGGCAAGAGGCACCACCAGGCAGGACUGUCUGGCACUUUCUGUGCACAGGAGAUGCCAAAUCCCGUCUCUUUUUAUCCCAUCUGUCUCCCCUAACAUUCACGCUUAUCAUUUACACACCACACACACACUCACACUCACACUCACUCUCACACUCACUCCUCAUUACUUAUCCACCCCUGGGCCUCCUAUCGCCUCGCUUGUUGUCUGUCCACAACACACUUUAACCUGGGACACUGAAGCUGCGGCUCUCCCAGAGUUCAAACCAGCAUGUAGCCACCCCCGCUGUUUGCCGAUGUGGUAUCUCCCGAGAGCGAACAGUCACCUCCCCUCCCUAAGAUCAGAUUUGUCUCCACUCCAAGGAAAUACACUGUACCUUCGAGUCGAGUAAAGAAAACUCUAGUUAACACUCUUCCAGCUGGACGGCCACAGAGACAUUUAGGGAGAAAAAAGGGGCCAGGGUUGUCUUCACUGGAAGACUUAGAAAUGUAGGCUGACAAGUCAUGACGAGAAUACUUCUGAAUCCCUGGGAGAUCUUCUGAGCCUUCCUCCCUCCUCCUUCCAAUGUUUCAGUGGUUGGGGCCAUGGCCUCUCAGUCAGGCAACAUGAACCGUGAGGACCGGAAUGUGCUCCGAAUGAAAGAAAGAGAAAGGAGAAAUCAAGAAAUCCAGCAGGGAGGAGGAGAGGCCUUUCCAGCGAAUUCCCCUCUCUUUCCUGAACCCUACAAAGUGUCCAGCAAGGAAGAUAAACUGUCCAGCCGUAUUCAGAGCAUGCUGGGCAAUUACGACGAGAUGAAAGAGCCGAUCAGCGACACACUUCCAAAGCUCGGCGGUAAACCUUCUAACAGCUCAUCUUCCUCUGAGGAGAAAUCGGGCCCACCUUUGUUUGGCGGGGACCAGCGUGGCGUCGGUAGCGGUGGCAGCAGCCAGAGCAAUAAGUGGACUCCUGUCGGCCCCGCUCCAGGUGGAUCCACAUCCCAGUCCCAGAAACGCUCAGGACUCGGCAGCCAAAGGGGCAACGGAGGCAGUAGCGGCAGCAGCAGUAGCCAAAGACACGGAGGGGAGGUGCGGGAAAAGAAGUCAAGUAAACACAGCGGAGGGUCAGAGCACUCGAAGUCGCACACAUCGAGUCCAGCAAAGGGCUCUCUGAGCUCCUCCAGCAGCAACAGCCACUUGCGGAGCUCCUUGUCUGCCGAGCAGCAUCACAGCAAGGAGCGCUACCGCUCAAAGUCCCCGCGAGACAGAGAGGCCAACUGGGACUCGCCCUCACGGGUUCAUACCUCUUUCCCCAGCGGACAGCACUCGAGUCAGGCCUUUCCCCCGUCUCUCAUGUCCAAACCUGGCUCCAUGCAGCAGAAGCCCACAGCGUAUGUGCGGCCUAUGGACGGCCAGGAAACGGCAGAACCCAAGAGCUCACAGGCAGAAAGCUACAGCGGACAGUCGCACAGCAGCACCAUGGGAGAGAUGAAGUCCAACAGCAAGGCCUCACUUUCUAAACUCAAGAUCCCCUCGCAGCCUGUAGAGGGAUCCGGUGACGCCAACUCCGUCGACGAGAUUCUGAAGGAAAUGACUCAGUCGUGGCCCUCUCCGCUGACAGCCAUCCACACCCCCUGCAAAACUGAGCCUUCCAAGUUUCCAUUCCCUACCAAGGACCCGUUUCCAAGUGGACACAAGCGAGGCAGUUCUUCCAAGAGCUCCAGCAGCCACCAGCCCAAAGCUUGUGACGACCAGCCAACGAUGCUGGAAGAUGACCUAAAGCUGAGCAGCAGUGAGGACAGUGAUGGAGAACAGGACUCUGCCAAAAACGCCUCAAGGAACACAUCAGCAAGCAAUAACAGUGAAGGAGCGGAGCAAUCUCGGGAUGACUCGAGCAGCCACAGCGGCUCAGAGAGCAGCUCGGGCUCCGACAGCGAGAGCGAAAGCAGCACGACAGACAGUGAAGCGAAUGAGCAUCCACGGCCCGCCUCUCCUGAACCCGAACAACCCAUGGCCAACAAGUGGCAGCUGGAUAACUGGUUCAAGAAAGCCAAGCAGUUCUCACCAGCCUCUCCAGUGGAUAAUAAUGUUCCAACCAAGUGCAAGAAAGAGGGCAGAGACAAUGGCUCAGGACGUGGCUAUGGUAGCCAGGGAGGGGGCUCAAAAGACUCAACGGCACCCGCCCCAAGCAGGGACCUACGGGUGGCGCAAAAGGGUCCAGAGGGUGGCCGUGGCCGGCAAAAAUCCCCCGCCCAGAGCGAAGGUGGCACAAACCCACGAAGGAGUGUAGGUAAAAAACAACCCAAAAAGUCGGAGAAACCCCCAGUGGUUGAGGAACCCAAGGGAGGUCUAAGAGUGGAGAGUGAGCCGGCUCCCGAGAUACCGCCCCAUCGGCCCAAAGCUGCUACGAAAGGUUCCCGCAAACCAAGCAUCAAAAAAGAACCUAAAUCCUCACCGAGGCCUACCGUGCCUGCCGUCACCACCACUGCAGAUAAACGCAAGGCCAAAGCGCCCACAAAGACUUCUCAGAAGUCUCGUGAGUUUGUCGACACAGACUCUUCGUCGACAGACUCCGAGGGGAACGACAGCAUCCCAUCCUCGUCGCAGACGCCCAAGUAUACAGAGAGCAUCAGGACGCCCGUGUGCAUGCUAUCUCCGAUGGAAGAGAAAGAGCUGCUGUCUCCGCUCAGUGACCCCGAGGAACGUUACCCUGCACGGCAGCCUCAGCAGCAGGUUUUACUAGUGAAGAUAGAUCUCAGCUUGCUGUCCAGGAUCCCAGGGCGGCCCUACAAGGAGCCUGCAGAGAUAAAAGUGGAGAGGGAUGACUCUCUAGACAGGGACAGCAAAGACUUCAGCAAACAGAGCUCUGAGAAGAGCUCUAGUAAAGCCAAGAGGAAACACAAGAACGACGAAGAGGGCACCAAGCCAGAGAGCAAGCGAUGCAAGCUCGAGGAGAAGUCCCUUUCUCAUCAUAAAAACAGCAGUAAAGAGUCUAAGAGGUCUUUGGAGAAGAAAGAGGAGCCGGUGCCCUCUCCAUCCAUGUCAGGUCUUCAGCGGACGCCAAAGGCAGAGCAUCCGAGUCGAAAGAGAACAGUCAGCCAGUCCUCCACCUCUCUGUCCAGUGGGACAGGAAGCGGAAAGGAGGGAAGCCACAGCACCAAGGGCAACUCCACCUCCAAACACAGAAAAGGAGAGGACAAGGGACGCAGCACGCGCGAUGGCAAGGAGAAAUCCUCAAAGGGCUGUGAUAACCAGCUGGCUGUUCCUCCGCUCUCAACGGACGGCUCCAAGUCUCAGAGAUCCAAGCUGGUGUUUGAGGACAGGGUCCAUUCAGCAGAUCACUACUUACAAGAGGCCAAGAAACUUAAACACAAUGCAGAUGCACUGCUGGACCGUUUCGAGAAGGCCGUGUACUACCUGGACGCUGUGGUGUCUUUUAUUGAAUGUGGUAAUGCUCUGGAGAAGAGCGCCCAAGAGGCCAAGUCUCCCUUCCCCAUGUACGCUGAAACGGUGGAGCUGAUCAAAUACACUAUGAAGUUAAAAAGCUACAUGGCCCCAGAUGCUACUUCAGCAGACAAGAGGCUAGCUGUGCUAUGCCUACGCUGCCAGUCUCUCCUGUACCUGCGGCUAUUCAAGCUGAGGAAAGACAGUGCACUAAAAUACUCUAAAACACUCACAGAACACUUAAAGAACUCGCUGAGUAACACCCAGGCUCCCUCUCCUGGAAUGGGAAACAAGGCGGCGGGCAUGCCCUCUCCGGUCUCUCCCAAACUGUCACCGGGCACGGCCGGCGGUUACUCGACAGUCAGCAGCAGCAGUAGCGCCAGCUCGUCCGUGACCAUCCCUCAGCGUAUCCACCAGAUGGCCGCCAGCUACGUCCAGGUCACCUCCAACUUCCUGUAUGCCACCGAGGUCUGGGACCAGGCUGAGCAACUAUCCAAGGAGCAGAAGGGUAAACAACUUCAAAAACUAGACUUCUUCUUGGAGUUGGACAAGGUGAUGGGUCCUCUGAUCUUCAACACCAGCAGCAUGACAGAACUGGUGCGUUACACACGGCAGGGCCUCCACUGGCUGCGCCUGGACGCAAAGCUUAUUCCUUAGCAAGGACUCGCUCCCUGCACGCUGCUCUCACACACACACAUGCACACAUCAGCCUCUUGCGUUCACCAACAUGUGCUCAAAGACACACAAAGCAUGCCCUUGCAGACACACACAUACAAUAAUGUACUGUAUGCACACACGCAACCACAGUCCACCUCUGGUCCUCCAUGUACACACACACACACACACACACACACACACACACACUGAACUUCUCAGACAUAUCUCCAACACUGUGUCCAUUUCCUACACCAGCUUGCCAAAAACACUGAGCAAUUUAGAGCAUCUCACACCGUCGACAGCACCACACAGGGAGAAGCAUCGGAAAACUGCAGCACAGGAACAAAACGAGCUUAUCGCCACGCUUCAUAUAUAUCGGCAUUCUUACACAAUCUUCGAAGGCCAUGUUUUUAUCUAUUCGGCAUGGAAGCGCUGGGUGAAUUUAUUUGUUAAGGAAACGCUUAAAAAUGGGGGUUUUGGUUUUUAGGCUACUUUGGCUUUUAAUUUUUUAUUUGACUUUUGUUUUCACCAAAGUACCUCCCAUGAACACCAAAGGUGCUUUAAAAAUGAAGGUUUCUCUUUAUCAUUUUUGUGCCUUGUAUGUGAGCUACAGGAAAACAAACAGCCACCCGUCAUAUCUGAAUACAUGGUUUUUAUUUUUCCUCUUUUACAUCGCGAUAACUAAUGAAUUUAUUAAACAUUUAGCAGUUAACGGAAGCUGGCAACAAUUAUGUUUUUUUUUUCUUCUUUUUUUCAUUUUUAACUUCUGUGAAAGCGUGUGAUAUUUUAGAGCGAUGAUGGUGUCGGUCACAAAUUGAUUUCUCUUGUUCCUUCAAAGUCUUCUGGCACUAAAUGUUCAUCCCCCGGAGCAUGCCCGUAAGGUUAUCUGGACUGUAGGAAGGGCUGCUGUGCACAGCAUACAUGUGACACACAUAUUUAUUAAUAAUCUUAAUCUUUAUCAAUCAGCGUAUUAGUUUUUAACAGUGCAAUUUUAUUUUUUCCGCAAUCAAAAAUGUUCUUGCAGCCCUGCAAAGUCUGUUGAAACCACUUUUGGUCCAGUUUUAUGUAAGGAGCAAGCACGGCCUCUAGGGGCCGCUAUUGGGGCCGUUUUUUAGACUCUUUAGCCUUAAUCAAAUUGAACAUGUCAAUGUUCUCUCUAAGAGAUUUGCCGUCGUUGAAGCUCCAGAAUCUCUUCCGAUGAAAUGUUUUGACACUCGUAAGCGUCAUUGUUCAGUGAGAAAUUUCCUCAAAGGGUGAGUCACUUCCAGACAGUGUUAUUCAUUUUUUGAUCCUCUGUUUGCUCAGAGUGUAUUUUUCUAAGGAACAGCAGGGAGUGUCUUAAGUAUUUUGAAAUCAUUUCCACGUAUACAAAUGCAGUUAUUCACAUCGCAGUUAUAAGACAUGGGCCUGAGUGACCACUAAUACGGCACAAGAGAAGCGAAUUCACCACGAAAAGGAAAGAUGUUCUUUAGAGUCAUCGAUGAAGCAGAUUAGCAGUGUUGCAUUUAUAGAACAAAGAGUUUUAAGUCUAUGAUUAUAUAUUUCAAAAAUAUAACGGCCAAUAUAGAUUUUAUUUAUAUACCAUGCUGUUUUUUUUGUUUUUCGUCUUCUGGCCAAGCAGAAGUCAAACUUUUCAAAUGCAUACUUGUAAAACAGGGUUGAAUAAGGGUUAUAAGAUGCAAAGUAUUUGUAUAUGUCCUAUUUAAAUUAAAAAAAUCUUAAUCAUGCUUGUAUUACAAGAGUGUAGAUAAGAAAAGCAUCAGCUAUCAUUACCGUGGUUACAGGUAAAGACUUGAGCUGUCCAGGUGUGAACAUUUCUGUUGGUUAUUGGAAAUCACUGGUUGUUGUCAUCAGGGGUUGGGUUUGAAUAAUGGUGGUGGUUUUAAAUGAAGACGUUAACAUUACACCCGAGAUUUCAGAUGACGUUUUGGUGUUUGGUAAUGAUCAAUGACAUGAAGGACUGUCCUUUUGGUUCUGCUUUUUUUUUUUUUUUUGCCCACUUCCUAUCAAAACAUGCUGGAAAUAUUAAAAGCCUGGGUCAAAUAUUAUUCACGUAUUGUCGCUUGGUUUUGUGUUAAAUAAUAGCAGAUGAGUUUGGAUAAGAGAAAAAUGCCAGAAAGUUUCAUAGUCUGUUACUUUCUGGUACUUUUUUUUUUCUUACAUUCAAACAUAAAUUUGGUGUAUUUUCUGACACCACAGAUUUUUUGUUUUUGUUUUAUCAUCUCAAGAGAAACCCGAAGAAUUAAUAUUUGGCCCAGGUUUGACCUUUUUUUUUGUUUGUUUUUUUAAAGUGGUGGUUUUUGUCUUUUCUUUCCUUCACUGGCUCCCUGGCCUUUAUCGUAGGAGGGGAUACUGUUAUUUCCUCUUGCACUUGAAAAAGAGAAAGUCAGAGGAAGUAUUAUUUUAAUCUAUGCAGGAUUUUUACAAAAAAAAAAUCUUUCUGUGGAGAAAAGGUUUCCUUUUUCUUUUUUUUUUCUUUUUUUUUUUUAGGCUUGGGAUUUUAUUUUUUUUUUCUGCCUCAGUGAGAAACCUGUUGAACUCAAGUGUCCAAUGCCUUUAGCUUUUGCAAUUUUUGUGUACUGGUUUAGUAUAUAUGUGUAUAUAGAUCUGUUUUUAUAACCAAACACAGAUGGCUUGAGCCAUUUUGUACUUAAAGCUGGAGGCCACUUUUUUCUCAUAAGAAUUCCUCUGUGGGUUUUGCCAGCCCAGUCAAUGUCUUCAUACACUGGUACACUUUGUAAGUACAGGUCUGCGCCUCGUGUUCCCUACACUAUCUUGUAGUCAAAUGUACAAAAUUUAGCAUUAGAAUAAUUUUUAACAGUUUGCUACUCACACUUAUUUAUUUUUCUGCCCCUUUGCUUAAGGUUUUUUCUUUUUUUUCUUUUCAAUUUUUGCCAUUUUAUGAAAUAGGAAGAUGUAAAUGUAUCGGGGUUGUUCAUGAUGAGAUUUCAUUGUAAGUAGUAAUUAAUAUUAAUUCUAACUUGAAAGAAUCCAGGGUAAGAUGAGUUUUUUUUUUUUUUGACAUUCAGUAGGAAGAUGUUAACACUUGCAUGUUUCUAUUUAAAUACAAAUGUAUAAAUUGUAAAUAUAACAUUUCUUUAAGGGUGAAUUUCUACUACAGGUUGACAUUUUUAUUGAAAUUUAAAUGCUGUAAAUACAUUUUGUGAGAUACUUUAUGCACAUUUUUUUUCCCUCUGUGGGCUUUGUGUUCUCUCUCCUUCUUCCUCUUCUUCCAAGCUGUUACAGAUGACCUCGCGGUCUCUUAACGCCGUAUAUCAAAUUGAUUUCUCAGUCCUUUUCUUACUGUGCUCGUAUUCUGUCUCCUGCUUCAUUGUCUCUCAGUAUCACGGUCGCCACAUAAUCAUUAACGUCUCUAGAUCCAAGUGCGAAUAUUUUGUCUUCUCUGUAUUUGAUAUGGAGGUGUGUACUUUUCAUGAAAUGUAUAUUGUUGAUCUCAUAGGAUGGAUGUAUGAAUGGAUGGAUGGUGUGUACAGUCUGUUAUGUAAAACCACGUCUGUUUUUGUCCCCAUGAGACAAAUGUAUUUACUAUUUGUCCCUUUUGAACAAUUGGUCCAACAUGUCUUUUGAAACAGAGGUAUUUCUCUACAGGUCAAAACAGUUGUAGCAGUUUAUACAGUAUGUUGUAUAACACCUUUUUUCUAAAAGUCGUCUCUGAAGUGAGACCAGCAGCAUACACUAUGUACAAUAGACUAAAUUGGAUUAGUUUUAAGAGAACUGAUGAUAGAGAUACUAUAUAUGAUGGAUGCAAUAUGAUUAAAGGUACUCAUUGAGUUUGAUCUUCAAACUUAGGUUAUGUAAUUUAAAAGCAUUCUUGUGAAGUGAGUAUUAAUUGUGACUAAUGAGAGUCUGUCCUGAAUAUUCUUUGUAUUUUGCCGUAUUGAGAAUAAAAUAUAUAUGGAUAUGUUUAA